CAGACAGCGAGACAGGAUGUUCUCUACUUUUAUAUUCUAUGGUUUGUUUUUUUCAGCGUAUGCAAUGUGUUUACAGUGCAUGUUUCCUCACUAUGUUUUGGCAAGACAGAGCAUGAGUUUUGACAGCGCCUGUGAGAGCUCCUGAUCACAGUCAGAAGGGGAACCGGUGCCUGAGGGGAGGAGAUUCUGGGCAAGACACAGCUACAAACACCUUCAAGACUAAGGAUUUAACUUUUUGAUACCUGCCUGCCUGGGACAUCUCCUACUGCAGUGGAAGUAGCACAGUUUAUUCUGCAGUUAUGUCCAGCAUAAACCCAGUGCCUCAAAAUUUAAGCGACCACUGCAAAGUACCCAAUAAUCUGACAUAUAAUGUGCUCUCCUGGGUGAUGGUCGCAGAGUUUGUGCUGGGUCUGCCUCUCAACCUGUCGGUCCUCUACAUCUUCAUCUUCAGAUUCAAGUUCUGGAAGAACAAAUGUAUCUUCCUCUUCAAUAUUGUGGUUGCUGAUUUCUUGCUGGUGGCCUGUCUUCCUGCCAAAGCUUACCACUACCAGCACGGCCUGAGGCGCAGCACGGACCGUGUGACGUGUAAGACAUUGCUCUUCAUGUUGUUUCUCAACCGAGGAGCUAGUAUUGCCUUCCUCAUCACCCUGUCCCUCGAUCGCUACUUCAACGUCGUCCAUCUUGGAAGGAGAAAUUUUGUCAAAGUGCUGAAGAAAUCUCCCCAGAUUUCCAUCAUCAUCUGGCUCCUCCUGCUGCCCCUCACCAUCCCCACUAUGGUCCAGACCUUCGAGUGCUGCAACAGCCACGGCCGAAUGAAUGAGACGUAUUUUCACGAUGUGACAGACACCUUCAGAGAGAUCGUCUUCUUCAGCCAGAUCAUCAUCCCCUUCUUCAUCCUUGUCUAUUGCUCGGUACGCAUCAUCAACCGGCUGAGGAAGAAAACGGUCGGGGAAAAGACCAAACUGAGGAGAGCUGUGUGGGUGGUCAUGUCUGUUGUUGUUGUCUUCUCCGUGUGCUUCCUACCCUGCACGAUAGCCCGAGCGGUGCUGCUGGGGGUCAGGCUGAUAGAGUGGCAGAAGGCCGAGGACAUAGUGGUUCAGGUCUACGACAGCCUCAUGGUUUUGUCGUACAUUGACUGCCUGCUGGACCCGCUGGUAUACUGCUUCUGUACCUCAGGGUUUAAAGAUGCUUACGUAUCCACCUUCUGUCCCACAUUUCUUCAGAAGAGACUUUUAAGUCCUGACUUUGGCAUGAGAACCGGACCAACAAUCACAACUACAACUUCUGGAGUGAGAAACAUUUCUUUGCCGUUGGCAGAGAAAUGAUUUGUUUCUCUUGAACUGUAAUUAAAACGAUCUACAAAGGAACAUCAGAAUUCCACCUCAGCCUCCACCCACACAGAUGUUUUCCGCUUCUGUGGCAGGUUAGACUGGAAGAGUUUGGCAGAGCAAUGCUCAUCAUUCAUGGUCAUCGAAUACCCUUUACUGGAAGGCUGAAAGCACACCAGAUGCAGUGAGGGUGCCCAACAUCACAGGCUUAGUUGUCUGUCUGUCAUCAGUCAAAAUGCAGCACACGCCUAUAAGAAGGUUUCUUAAAAGGGUUUUUACAUAGUAUACUAGUACUGCUCUUGACAAUAUUCGUCAUUGUAAUCCUCCAUUAUAGGACAGAUCAAAGUUUUUAGUAACCUUCUAUUGGAGCUUUUCAAGAGACUUUACUUUCUGCACUUAUUUUUUUCUUUCUGAAAUUCAAUAAGAAAUACAGUUGUUCUCUCCCUUCUGCCACCAGGAGGCAGAAAAACAGAAAACAACAAGUAGUCAGGUAAGAAGUCAGAGAGAUGUCAUUCAAGCUUUGUCUGUACAUGUACAUACAGUCCUGUGAAGAGGGUUGAUAAACCAAAAUAACAGCAAACACAAGUGUAGGUGUGCAGGGAAUUAAGGUGAAGUAACGGGCUCAUGUACUGGAUUGAGAUCCUGUCUGACUGGUUUCACACUCAUAUGGCUUCAGAUUAUGUGAAUUAAAAUCAUUUACAAGAAUAUAAGACAAUGUGUUAGAUGUAAAUGUACUGUUUAAAUGGCACAAUUAAAAUAGCACAAUUUAAAUAUAUAUUUUUAUAUUAUUAUUUACUUGAAUGUAUUGAGGUAUUUUAACUUAUUAGGAUUUAUUCCAAAGCAGGUGUAAAGGAGCUGAGAGGUUAUGGCAUUUACUUUGGGACUGCAUAUUACUGCAUAUGAUACAAAGUACUCCAGCAGAGCACGGAAAAGUCCAACAUACUGUUUGGAAAGUUGUUAAAGGCUGCUGUACUGUACAUGUACCCUGGCAGUGUUUGCAGAGCUCUCAUUCAUCCCUCAGGAAACUCAGUUUCUCUGUAUGUUAAGCAUCAUGUUCAUGUUCAUCAGUACCUCACAGUCUGAUAUGUCCCCAGUGCUUGUUUACCUUCUGGGCAACAUAUUUCAAGCUCCACCAAAUUUUCUGGCAUUACUCAACUUUGUGUAUUUACAGCUCAGUGUAUCCCAAAAUGUCUUUAUGCUGUUGCAUUUUCACUGCCAGUCUGCGCGUCUUGUAAUCUCCUUUAUAAUCAAAGUAAAAUAUGUUAAAAUUAUGUUAAAACAAAUACUAUAAAAAUGUCAAAGCCGAGAAAAUGACAGAAACUUUGAAGGCAUUUUAAACUGUGUAAAUGUUUUUUGUGAUGUUGAUUAUCGAAACUGAAUUAUCUGUAUAACAUCGAGUUGUCGGCUGAAGAUCUUUGUGUACUGCUGCUGUAAACACACAGAAUACAGGUGACAGAGUUAAUACAACUGCACUGAACUACA
Toxotes jaculatrix (banded archerfish) is the source of this 2810-nucleotide messenger RNA. Its product is annotated as 12-(S)-hydroxy-5,8,10,14-eicosatetraenoic acid receptor-like. The transcript is spliced from 3 exons. Gene Ontology annotation, biological process: G protein-coupled receptor signaling pathway. Lineage: Eukaryota; Metazoa; Chordata; Actinopteri; Toxotidae. Bases 300 to 1325 code for a protein of 341 amino acids. The record is from RefSeq and is a predicted model, not a curated record. Gene Ontology annotation, molecular function: G protein-coupled receptor activity. Gene Ontology annotation, cellular component: membrane.